This is a messenger RNA of Empidonax traillii (willow flycatcher), 1365 nucleotides long. RefSeq names its product probable phospholipid-transporting ATPase VB. Gene Ontology annotation, biological process: phospholipid translocation. Gene Ontology annotation, cellular component: plasma membrane. Bases 436 to 1365 code for a protein of 309 amino acids. Gene Ontology annotation, molecular function: ATPase-coupled intramembrane lipid carrier activity. The transcript is spliced from 4 exons. NCBI's taxonomy places the organism in Eukaryota, Metazoa, Chordata, Aves, Passeriformes, Tyrannidae. The record is from RefSeq and is a predicted model, not a curated record.
GCACUGUGUAUAUGGAAGGAUUCUCAGUGAAGGCUUAUGGAGGAACAAAACAGGAUAAAAGAUGUAAAAGCUGAAAGUAAAAUAGUUUAUCUGGUCCUUGGUUAAACUCUGCUCAGAUUUGGUGCUUCAAACACUCUCAACCUACUAAAGAACCUACUAAACCUACUAAAGAAAAGCUCAUUAAAAAAGAUUACAGCAAAAAGUGACAAGAAAACACAAAUCCUUAAAUCAAUAAGCAACCUGACAUUUUUUUUUUCUCCUCUCAGGUUCAGAAAUACACCUGUUAAUGUUCUAAGGUCUAUCUUUAGUUAAUAGAGAGAAAAGGUCUGUUCAGAGAUAAGCCUUUGCUUUAAUCAGCUGCUCAUGAGGCAUUUACUCAUGGAGACCAGUUAGCUCUAAUCAGUAGUCUGAAUGGAAUAAAAACAGGCAGCAAUUAUGUCUGCAGGACAGGCUAGGGAUAUGUGUCCCAUCCUAAUGACUGUUAUCUGUAAACUCCUGCAGAUAUACAACCUGUCCACUUUUAUUAUCACGAUGCUGGAUGCCUUCUAUCAGAGCCUCAUUUGCUUCUUUGUCCCCUAUUCCGUGUACAAGGACUCUGACAUAGAUUUGAUUUCCUUUGGAAAUCCCAUCAACACCAUCUCCCUCCUGACCAUUCUCUUGCACCAGGCUCUGGAAAUGAAAACCUGGACCCUGUCCCAGCUGGUGGCAAUCAUCUGCAGCGUGGGCUUUUACCUCGUCUUCUCCCUGAUCUACAACGCCCUGUGCCUGCUCUGCAACCCUCCCACCAACCCCUACUGGAUCAUGGAGAGACAGCUCACAGAGCCCACCUUCUACCUGCUGUGCCUCAUCACCCCAGUCACGGCGCUCCUGCCCAGGUUCCUUGUUUCUGCUCUCCGAGGAACCUUUGGAGCAUCUCUGAUUCUGAAAGCCCAGCAGAUAGAUAAACUUCCUAAAGGACAGCAGGAUCCUGAAAUCCAGAAACUGAGAUCAAGAAAAGGAGCUACUUCUGGUGCACCUGCAUGUAAUGAUGAGCUUGACCAAAGCAUCAGCCACUUGUGUGUGUCCCCAUUUCUACACCCAGCAGCAGCAGCAGCAGCUGUGUCUCAGGGGGACACAGAGCCUCAGGGAUUUUCCACCUCUGCAGCGAAUCCUCUCGGGAAAGGGACCCCAGAAGAGGGCUACUAUUUCUAUAACAGGUGGGCAGAGGAAGAAUGUGCCGCCACAGACUCUUCCUCAGGACCUUUCCCUGGCCCAGGUGCCCUUGCAGCCAGCAGGGAAACAGCUCCUGGGCAGGUGAGCAAAGACAGUGCCCCCAGCUUUAACUACGGCAGCCACCGGCGCUCGGUGAGCGCAGUGACCCUCUGA